UAUUUAUUUAUAUGAAUUAUUCAAAAUAUAGAUUCAUCAAUCAUGAGAAUGUUUAUGUGUAUUGUCAUUGGACACACAAUAGUAUCUUUUUACAGACGACGACACAAGGGUCAAACUACAUGACUUUGAGACAGAUUACAUUAAUGCUAGUUUCAUAGAUGGCUACAAUAAACGACAUGCGUACAUUGCAGCCCUAGGUCCCAUGUCAAAGCAGCUCGGGGAUUUCAGUCCAUUUUGGCAGAUGAUCUGGCAAGAGAAAGUUGAGAAAAUUGUCAUGUUGACCAAUCUUGUUGAAGACGGAAAGGACAAAUGCGAGCAAUAUUGGCCACAUCCUGGAACCAGUAAAGACUAUGGAAUAUAUUAUAUUUCCUGUCUAAAUGAGGACGAAUAUGUCGACUAUAUAAGGAGGGAAUUCACAAUUUCAAAGGGUCGCGAGACCAGAGAGCUUCAUCACCUUCACUUUACCUGCUGGCCUGACAAAGGUGUGCCGGAAGAGGUGACAGGAAUCGUUGAGUUCAGACUGAGAGUCCAGAACAUUCCUAGCCAAUUUGAUGGUCCUGUUCUCGUUCACUGCAGUGCUGGGGUUGGAAGAACUGGAACAUACAUUGCUCUAGAUAUUUUGACAAAGGAGGGAGAGAUUGAGGGAUCAAUACACAUCCCAGGCUGUGUGAUUAACAUGAGACACGAUAGGGCCAACAUGAUACAGACCACGAACCAGUACGUUUUCUUACAUAGAGCGCUCGUCUGUUCGCUGAGUGAUAUCAGCAAACCAGUAAGAGGAAAAUAUUUUCGCCAAUACAUGAAACAGAUGGGUGAUGAAGACAUCAAUGGACAGUUUCAGGAGAUGCAAAACGUUUUAGGAAAAACAUCAGAUAAUGAAAUGCAUGCCGUUGAGGAGAAAAGGGGAAUAAAAGGCAAUAUCCGACCAUCUCCAGACAUACCAGGAGAUCGCAACAUACCUUGUCUAUUAAUUGAUAGCACACCUGGAGCUUCUGUAUAUAUGAAUGCAGUUUACAUCGACGUGGGUAGCAUUUACUCUUUAAUUUCUUUAAGUGAAUGCAUGUAA
Messenger RNA from Mya arenaria, 1066 nucleotides. RefSeq names its product receptor-type tyrosine-protein phosphatase kappa-like. The record is from RefSeq and is a predicted model, not a curated record. Bases 203 to 1066 code for a protein of 287 amino acids. Lineage: Eukaryota; Metazoa; Mollusca; Bivalvia; Myida; Myidae. Gene Ontology annotation, molecular function: protein tyrosine phosphatase activity. Gene Ontology annotation, biological process: protein dephosphorylation. The transcript is spliced from 9 exons.